Molecule: messenger RNA, 333 nt
Organism: Ostreobium quekettii
Lineage: Eukaryota; Viridiplantae; Chlorophyta; Ulvophyceae; Bryopsidales; Ostreobiaceae
Source: the annotation of a GenBank genome assembly
AUGGACAUGUUAGACGGUGUACUGCCACUUUGCAAGAUCACUUAUUUGGACAAAGCCCUACACAAUGGCGUCCGAGUUGACACCAAACUGUUCACACGAAGACCUUUCAGGGCAUCUUUCCAAAAGGUACAUCAACCCAGCACCAUGUUUUGCUGUUGCAUGCUUGAUGACGAAAAGCGGCCAAUGACACAGAUGCAACCAUGUUGUACAUUGCCCUCACGUGUGGGAACCUUUGUAAACUGUCGCGUGUUCAACGCACUCAAGCCGUCACUGGUGUUUUCAUUCGAAUUGAUGUGGCUGCCUUUGCCCUACAAGGCUAAACGUAUGCACUGA